This is a messenger RNA of Synchiropus splendidus (mandarinfish), 1394 nucleotides long. RefSeq names its product zinc finger, SWIM-type containing 7 (gene zswim7). Gene Ontology annotation, molecular function: zinc ion binding. The transcript has 6 exons. Gene Ontology annotation, biological process: double-strand break repair via homologous recombination. The record is from RefSeq and is a predicted model, not a curated record. Gene Ontology annotation, cellular component: Shu complex. Lineage: Eukaryota; Metazoa; Chordata; Actinopteri; Syngnathiformes; Callionymidae. Bases 230 to 646 code for a protein of 138 amino acids.
GUCCACUUCAGGUUCGGUCUAACUUGAACGGCGCAUACUCUGAGAAGUCAACUUCCAGGUCCAGCAGCGGAAUUCUGCAGGCGGACCAGACCAGACAGUGACCGUACGCACUGUCGCUGCUCUACUCCCUACAUUUCUAUGCCUGUACCUGCUACGACUUGUUGCAGUCGGAGGGAGGCAACCGUCAAAACGUACUGGAAACAGUGUUUCUGAACCGUUUUUGUGAGAAAUGCGCCCGGUUUUAUGCACCGUUGCCGAGGUGCUCCUCGCAGAUAUUCAGAAAGCAUUCGAAGAAACAUCUCAAAUUCCUGACAACCUGCUGCUGGCGCUCAAUUUUGUCUUUGGACCUUGUGCUCUCCAAGCUUUGGACCUGGUGGACCAGCGCUCCGUCACCUGUCUGGUUUCUCCAAGUGGACGCAAAGCUUUUCAGGUAACCGGAGGGUCUGGACACGUGUACACCUGCUUCUUGUCUUGUCAUUACUGCCCCUGUCCAGCCUUUGCUUACAGUGUGCUGCUCAGGAAUGAGAGUCUGCUGUGCAAACACAUCCUGGCGGUCUACCUGUGUCAGGCUAUGGGAGUGUGUCAGCUGGACAGUGUGUCUGACUCGCACAUGUCUGCGUUGCUCAGCAGGAUGCUGACACAAUGACGCUGGUCCUGUACUUCCCCUCCACAACACUCACUGUGUGGGUCAUGGCUGGACACUAAUGCUAUGCUUAGCCCUUUCACGAAAUCUCACUUGUGGCUGCCCCUCCAUGGGAGGCUUUUUCCUGAAGCUCCUGAAGCAGUGACCUUUUCAUCAACGCUAAUGGAAAGACACCUAGUAUUGAUUCGAGUCAGACCUCGGUGCUGAUGACCUGACAGACACUUGGCAUGUGCUGCUCACCAGUGCCUCAUUGUUGUGUUUCACGCCCCAAACACAGAGCGCUGGGGUCUUAUUGUUCCAUUGAAACGUGAAUAUGAAUAUCAUUCUGGAGUUUCUCUGAACGUCUGGGGCGUUGAAUCAACUUUUGCCUUUGUGAAUCCCUGAACUGAAGAUCUAAUGGUGUUCUUGGUGAUUCUGAAAAUUGCACCUCCAUUCCUGAAACACACAUGGAAAGUAGUAAUGGAAGGACUGAGUGCAGAGUCAUAAGGCUGAGUGGCAUUAUACCUGCUCCUCUACAUUACGUUACAUUACAUUACGUGUAGCCUCCCAAGGUCACCAUACUGAGUGUCACACUUGGUUUGCUUGUAAAAAGCCCAACCCAAGGCUUCAUCUUUAAAGCACAUAAUAGAUUGUUUCUUUGCAUUUCAGAGUUGAUUCUACUCAUCUUUAAUGUCCAUCCUAGAACUUCAAUGCUGGUCUUCCUAUUCUUUUUCUCCAGUACUUCCAUUUCUUUUUCUUUUCCCCAGUGGAA